AUGUGGAUAUUUGGCUAUGGUUCGAUUGUUUGGAAACCAGAUUUUCGAUAUAUUAAUCGAAUGGAAGGACAUGUAAAAGGUUUUAUUCGACGUUUUUGGCAAUUAUCAGAAGAUCAUCGUGGUUUACCAGGAAAACCAGGACGAGUGGUAACAUUGAUAUCAACAGGAAAUCCGUUAGACUGUGUUUAUGGUGCUGCGUACGAAAUCUCAAAUGAAGAUGAAGCAAGUGUGCGUCAUGUACUUGAUGUACGUGAAAAAGAUGGUUAUACAAUUAUUGAAACUUCAUUUUAUCCUAAUGAUAAUGAUCAAAAAGAAAGAAAUUGUUAUACUUAUAUGGCUCAACAGGAUAAUCCAUUUUGGGGUGGUGAUGCACCAAUAGAUCAGAUUGCUAAACAGAUUGCUGAAGCACAUGGACCUAGUGGAUCUAAUCGUGAAUAUUUAUUUAAAUUAGCAGAUGCUAUACGAUUAUUAACAUCGGUAAAUGAUGAACAUCUAUUUACACUUGAUCAACUUGUCAAGGAAAUUUUAACUAAAGAUGAACAAAAUAUUAUUAGUAUAUAA
This is a messenger RNA of Adineta steineri, 561 nucleotides long. The record is from the annotation of a GenBank genome assembly. Lineage: Eukaryota; Metazoa; Rotifera; Eurotatoria; Adinetida; Adinetidae.